Molecule: messenger RNA, 1926 nt
Organism: Mycena citricolor
Lineage: Eukaryota; Fungi; Basidiomycota; Agaricomycetes; Agaricales; Mycenaceae
Source: the annotation of a GenBank genome assembly
GACGUAUUCAGCACCCGGACCCGAUCCGUCUGCUCGGUCUUCCCAAGCGUGAACGAGUCGAACUUGCCCUCGAGUUCUUCGCGAAUGGCACCAAGAUCUCCGGGAGAGACUCCCCAGAACGGCUCCAAGUCGUGGUAGAUCGUGUCGUAUUCGUCCGGGAGCUGGACGUUGUUUUCCUGGACAUAGAUCCACCUGGCAGCAGGCGCAUAUUGGCAAAGUCCUGAGCGGGGAUGCGAGGGCGAGGUGCUACUGACCAGUCGUCAAAUCCUUUCGGAGGGCUGCGUUUGUAUCUUCUCUUGUAUUCCGCGACGGCCUGCGGGAAGUUGGUGCUGGCCCUGUCCCGCUUCGCUCGCCAGCUCUCUUCGGCGCUAGCAAUGAGCUCAAAGAUCGGAUGUCCUCCUGCAGCAGAUUAUCCAGUCGAUUCCGGACGAUGGCAAGCGAACACACACCUUCCGGAUUGACUUGGAGGAGACCGUUGUCUAGAUACGUGUGCCGCCCGAGAGGGGCUGCUACUGGGAGUGGCAGCUCCGGCACCAGGUGAUUCUCAGCCAACGCGUCAUCGUUCAUAAACUCUACCAAAUGUCUAUUCCAUGGCUCCAGCAGGUCUUGUAGCAGAGGCGAGAGAUCCUUGGAGUAGAGGCCCAAAGCUACGAUGAUGCCUAGGAUGAGUAGCAGUCGGAGAACGCGCUCCCGACGAGCUCGCAUGACCGCUGAGAGACGCGGGCGAUGAUGAGACCCAUGGGCGGCCGAUUAAGCGCCGAAAAGACGACAGUGGGAGAGUUGGGAAGUAUGUAGAAGAGUUCGGGGCAGAUCCGAGAGAUGCCGCAGCUUGGUCGAUCUGAAAUUCUGCAUCCACUAUACUUGCCACCGAGCCUCAGAGGAGAGCAAAGCAAUCCUUUGAAGAGCUGCUGGACAAGUGAGGCAUGUUUACUGGGAGACGGAACCAGGUUACGGGUGACGAUGCGGAGAUGAGUCGCGAACGGAGUCGCGUACGUAAAUCACACGCACAGGCCCUCUUCCUCCCAUUUUACUUACCUAAAUACAACUUCCGACGCUCUUCCGACCCGAUAACGAGGCCCUUCGGCACCAUCAUCCACGGCUUAUCUGCGUGUCAUCGCGCAAGAGUACACCGACGGCAAAUAUGCAAAGCAGCCUCAGAUCGAGAAGACCCAUAAAUUAAAAUAUCAUCAUCACUGGUGCGGUGUGGAAUCGAGUCACUUUUGAAAGCAAAGUUCCUCUGCGCCUCGUUGUCCUGUCCCAUCGAUCCGAACCUCGCUCUUGCCACCACUAUGUCCAAGACGACCCCGAACCCGACCACGACCGCGAUCCUGCACCGUACGCCCUGGGUACCGCCCAUCGCGGUCUCGGGCUCGGGACCCUACAUCGAGCUGGACGACGGGCGCACGCUGCUCGACGCCGUCGGCGGGGCUGCCGUCGCGUGUCUGGGCAGCGGACACCCGGCCGUGAACAAGGCGCUGAAGGAGCAGGUCGAGCGCAUCUCGUACGUGUACAAUAUGCAGCUGUCGAACCAGCCGGCGGAGGAUCUGGCCAAAUUUCUGAUAGAGACCUCGAACGGGGCGUUUGAGCUCGUGGGGUACGCUUCCGGUGGUACCGAGGCCAUGGAGGGCGUCAUCAAGCUGUCGCGGCAGUACUUCGUAGAGAUCGGACAGCCCAAACGCACGAACUACAUCGCGCGCCAGCUCUCGUACCACGGCAACUCCGUCGGCACGCUGUCCCUGGCGUACCACCCCGUCCGGCGCGCCCCGUACGCGGGCAUCCUGGACACCGAGCACUUCCACCACGUGUCCCCCGCGUAUGCGAAGCGGUUCAUGAAGGCCGGCGAGAGCGAGGAGGAGUACGUCGAGCGGCUGCGCGCGGAGCUGGAGGCCAAGUUCAUCGAGCUGGGUCCCGAUACGGUCAUCGGAU